UUAUUAGAAAUGAAGGCGACUUGGUCAGCCGGUUUCCGGUCACGAGAUACGCCGUAUAAAUACCAAUAGAAUCCAUUAGCCGUUUCUCGUGUCCCAAACUAAAUUCUCUCUUCGCAGAUUCAGAUCUGAAACUCCUCACUUCGAAUUCUUAGAGAGCGAUAUGGAGACCUUUCUGUUUACAUCUGAGUCUGUGAACGAGGGCCACCCCGACAAGCUGUGCGACCAGAUCUCCGAUGCAGUGCUGGACGCCUGCCUUGCCGAGGACCCCGAGAGCAAGGUUGCCUGUGAGACUUGCACCAAGACAAACAUGGUGAUGGUCUUUGGAGAGAUCACCACCAAGGCUAAUGUUGACUACGAGAAGAUUGUCCGUGACACAUGCCGCAAUAUUGGAUUUGUCUCGGAUGAUGUAGGUCUUGAUGCGGACAACUGCAAAGUGCUUGUCAACAUUGAGCAGCAGAGCCCUGAUAUUGCGCAAGGUGUUCACGGCCAUCUGACCAAGGCACCGGAGGAGAUUGGUGCUGGUGACCAAGGUCAUAUGUUUGGGUACGCCACCGACGAGACGCCUGAAUUGAUGCCCCUGAGCCAUGUUCUGGCCACCAAGCUUGGUGCUCGUCUUACUGAGGUGCGCAAGAACGGCACCUGCCCGUGGCUGAGGCCGGAUGGGAAGACUCAGGUCACAGUUGAGUACCACAACGACAACGGUGCCAUGGUUCCCCAACGCGUGCACACCGUUCUGAUUUCCACCCAGCAUGACGAAACUGUGACCAAUGACGAGAUUGCUGCAGAUCUCAAGGAACAUGUGAUCAAGCCUGUCAUCCCUGAGAAUUACCUUGAUGAGAAGACCAUCUUCCACCUCAACCCAUCUGGGCGGUUUGUCAUUGGUGGCCCUCAUGGAGAUGCUGGUCUGACAGGUCGUAAGAUCAUCAUCGACACGUACGGAGGGUGGGGUGCGCACGGAGGUGGUGCUUUCUCCGGGAAGGACCCAACCAAGGUGGACCGGAGCGGCGCCUACAUUGUGAGGCAGGCUGCUAAGAGCAUCGUGGCGAGUAAAAUGGCGCGGAGGUGCAUCGUGCAGGUGUCUUACGCCAUUGGUGUUCCGGAGCCUUUAUCUGUGUUUGUGGACACUUUUGGAACAGGAAAGAUCCCAGACAAGGAGAUCCUGCAGAUUGUGAAGGAGAAUUUCGACUUCAGGCCGGGUAUGAUCUCGAUUAAUCUGGACCUGAAGAGGGGUGGCAACGGCAGGUUCCUUAAGACGGCGGCGUACGGCCACUUUGGGCGGGAUGAUCCUGAUUUCACUUGGGAGGUUGUGAAGCCCCUCAAAUGGGAAGCAAAAGCUCAGGCUUGAGAUUAUCUACAUCUCUAUCUAUGCUUGUUAUCCUUUUAUCAUUGCCUACUAUCGUCCCCUGCGUGGUUUUCUUGUUUCUUGUUUGAGUUCUAAAUCGUGUUCUGUAAUAAACAUAAACAUAAUUUUUACAUCUUUUUCUCAA
This is a messenger RNA of Salvia hispanica, 1487 nucleotides long. It is a transcript of the gene SAM-2, whose product is annotated as S-adenosylmethionine synthetase 2. Lineage: Eukaryota; Viridiplantae; Streptophyta; Magnoliopsida; Lamiales; Lamiaceae. The record is from RefSeq and is a predicted model, not a curated record. Gene Ontology annotation, molecular function: methionine adenosyltransferase activity; ATP binding. Gene Ontology annotation, biological process: S-adenosylmethionine biosynthetic process.